This is a messenger RNA of Saccostrea cuccullata (small rock oyster), 7483 nucleotides long. RefSeq lists its product as uncharacterized. Lineage: Eukaryota; Metazoa; Mollusca; Bivalvia; Ostreida; Ostreidae. The record is from RefSeq and is a predicted model, not a curated record.
CUCUUGCAGUAACAGCUUGUCACUUUGUGGGGGGUUCUGAGAGAGGGAGAGGAAAUUAGCAUGGCAGAACACAGAAUCUAUGUGAUGAGUGAAGCAGGACCUCAUACACCUUUAGAGGAGCUCUAUCAUUAUGUGUUUGGUAGUGAUGUAGAUGAGGACAGUAUGGGGACUAACCCAGAAGUCUGGGACAGUGGAUUACAGCCAAUCAGAAACCUUCCUAGUGGUGGUCAGGAAGGGUGGACUAGCUCAGUAGGUCAGACACAAGGCCAGACAACACCAAUGUCUUACAGACAAGAGAUAGGCACCAUAGGCACAAUAACAAGUGGAACUACACAACAACAGUCAAAACAGUUUCUCCCGGGAAGUACUUCAAACCAGUUUCUGGCAGGAAGCUCCCAGCAGACACCUACUCCAGGCAUUUACCCAUCGUAUCAGCAGUACACAGCCACUUAUCUGGGGUCAGUGACAGUGCCAAAUCAACAGAACCAGUUUACUGGCACGCCUUUGCCACCAGCAUCCAGUAACAACCAAUAUAGGAACCCCCCUGCUUAUACAACACUUGCCAAUACUGGAGUUACUCAUGGAGCUCCCAAUCAGAAUGCUCCUUUGGUUAGAUCUAUGCUACAGCAGCCAUAUUGUUCACAAGAUAUGGGAAUGUUUCAGGUACCUCGACCAAAUCAAAGAGUCCCAAGGUCACAUACAGACAGUUCUCAGAGAAAUGGUUCCAUGUCCAAUGCGACUCAGGGGCAGUCAGAAAUGUUUAGGAACUUCUCAGUUCCUCCACAACAGGGCAUUCCAACACAAGGCUACACCAGAGUCAGAAACCAAGGGGGGACCACCUACACUCAAGGGAAUAAUUAUUUGAGAGGUUACAAUACAAACCAAAUGAUGCGACAAUAUCCCAUGCCAAAUGUAAAUGGGCCAAGGUUACCAAAUCGGUACCAUCCACCACAAAAUGUACAACAGUUUAAUCCACCCCAGAGAAACGUCCCUCCUCAACAGAAUGCACCUCCACUGAGUACGCCUCAAAUUCACCCAGCAUACAGACCUCAGCCAAGCAUCCAGCAGAUGGUGAAUCCAAUACACUCACCCACAAUGACCGAGCAACUUCAGUCAUCUCCAGAGUGGCAAUCAUUUCAACAGAAGUCCAUAACAUUGUCCACCAUUAUUCCACAAGGUCCAAAGAUUGGAUUCUUUCUCCAUUGUCGCCAAUUGUAUGAACAUUACCUGAAGAAUUUCUCAGCAUUGAAUCCGGGAGGUCAGCCUUCUGCAUUUUCUGAAUUUUGUGAGGCUUACCUUCAUCGUCAGGAGGAGCUGGGGAUAUUUAAAGAUUUUCCUCCCAUGACAAAUACAUCAGAUGUUCAAGUGAAUGAGCCUUCAGAUAAGUCUGUGUUAGGACAAUGGUACAGACUCCCAGAAGAGCGACAGGAACAGGUUAGCUGUUUAAGAUCAGUACAUGGAUCUGAUUCAUCAGAAAUGAAUGUGAACACAGUUGUCCAGUCAGCCAUGUCUCACAAUAAUGAGGUACAAGUCAGUCAACAAAGUGAAGUCCGAGCAACCUCUGCCAACCCUUGUGACCCACUGGAAGCUUCUGACCAUCAGGAAUACAUCAUCAGUCCUACUGAAAAUGAUGCACAAACAUUUAAAAUAGAACUGAAUGAAAACUGGGAAAGUGAACAAACUGUCGGUUCUGAAAGAGAGAAGGAAGACUCAGAGGCUACAAUCUCAUCUGAUGAAAUGGAUAACAACUUAAAAAAUACUAGUAGGCAUCAAUGCAUGAUGGUCAAGUUACCAUUUCAUCCUCCCUCCAAGACAAAACAAAAGAGGAAAAGUUCAACUUCAGCCAAUCAGAAAGUUAUGUUGUCCAAUAAGGGGAUCAAGAAAUUGUCUGAUGUCCUCAGUAAAGUGAUGGUGAACAUAAAACAGACAUUAGACCCUACACCAGAUAUCAUCACUUCUACAGCGGAGUCUAUCUUAAACACUGAGACUUCUGUAAUGGGUACACAGUCAACACCUUCUGAUCGUGCUAACACUCCAGUGCUUACUGACUCCAUAGUUGAAAAAAGUUGCUCAGAAAAUAAAGAUGUCGGUGAUGAAAAAGAACAAAGUGUUCCUCAGACUAAGCCUGAAGAUGAGACUAGUGCUGUGAAAAGAAAGCGUUUCCCAACUGAUGUAGAUCAAGAAAGUACAACACAAGAUUCAAAUGUUCAUCCGUCCAAAAAACUGUGUAAGGAGUCUGAUAAGAGGAACCACGACUUCUUCCAGACUCCUAAAGACAACAUGAUCCCAAAGGUAAAAUCUGCAGACACAGAGACAGCAGAGGACAACGGUCAUAUGGAUACUCAUUCACAUCAGCAACCAGAGGACGUGUUAGAGGAAAGGGAUGUGUGUCCUACAGAUGCGGAAUCGGUGAAGGAAAAGGUGAACCUGGACAUCAAUCUGGAGUCCACACAGAAUCAAAGAGAACCUCCACAGGAAACAACUAGUAUUCUUGUUGAAGCACGUUCACUUUUCCCAAUCAAGUUCCAUGGUGAAAAGGUUUUGUGUAUUAAUUGUGAAGAUGGACCACACCUAUUAAUGCGAGAAAUUUUGAAGAAAAACUUUGUAUCUCUGGCACAAGCCAAAGCUGGUAAAAACGUUCCUGCUAAAAAUCUACACUAUAAAUAUUUUACAGAUGUGUUUUUAGCCAAAGAACGUGACCUGAACAUUCGCUAUAAAGAACUGCCAGAGGAGAGGAGAGCAGAGGUUAAAGAAUACAUGAUUAAAUCAGAAGUCCUAACAAAAACAACAAAAGGAAAUCACAUUGGAAUCAUCCAUAUUAGCGAUGCUCACAGGCUGUAUCAGUAUUUUUUUGGACUUAAGAAUUGUGGAUCUGACUGCAUACAGCUGUAUCCCAACACUGAUAACAGCAAUGUGACAUCAGAGAAGUCCAGGAAAUAUUCUCUGGAUGGAGGAACAGGAAAGGCUGUUGAAGUCACAGUUGUAGACAUAGAUUCCUCCAAAAAAACUAACACAUCUACUGAAUAUGAAAGUGAUGCUACAAUUCCAUAUGCUGAAGAGAGUGAUGAGGAUAAGGACGAUACUGAUGAUAUUGUGGAUGACGAUGUUAUUCUGCUGGAUGGAUUCAGUUCUACAGAUUCACAGGAUGAAGUGUUGGCACAUGAGGAGGUUAAGACAAAACAGCUUAGUACUGGAGAUAGUAAUCAGGAGGAUAUCAUUUACAGAGAAAUAAAGACAGAAGAGGAUGUGGAGAAAAGCAGUCAGGGUGUUUUCUUGAAUGAAGUAGUUCAGCCUGUUAAACUAGUACAGGUAGAUGUGCCUGAAGAAAGUAGCCAAGAAGUUGAACAUGUUGAAGAUGAAAUAGGCAUUGAAGAGAUCCAAGGAGGCUAUAUUGAUCCUGAAAAGUGUGCUGAUAAUGCUAUUGACAACAUGGAGGAGAGUGAGAAUAAUGACUGUGAGGUCUUACUGAGGGGAGGUAUUGCUCCUCUGUAUGGAGCACAGUUCAGGUUUCUUGUCAUUGAUGGAUUAAAGUUCUAUCCUUUCGCUGACUUGUGUAAAAGGUUUGAUGUGCAUGACCUUACUGAGUGUAUGAGGAAAAGGAAGGACAAUAAGUACAAGGCUUUUAGAUGUGAACAGAUAGAAGCAGAUUUCUUCAAUCGACUGGAGCCGUCAUUGCCAGAGAUGACAGAGAAUGCAACUCUCCUUGAAGAAGAGAUUCUGUUUGAUAUUGCCAAACAGAUGAACCCUGAGGAUCAAGAUGGAACUAACCAGACUGAAGAUGAAUCUGAAAGAAAUGAUCAAUCUGAACAAGUGGCAUCUAUUCAGAGAUCAAAUGUCACACCAGAGCUACCAGACAACUUAGAGGUUACUGAUCAAAACUUGUCACCUUCAAUUAAAAUUCAACAAGAUGAACCAAAAACUGAUUACAACACAGAGGACUCAGCAGAGAAGGUGCUAAACACUGAGGAGAGAUCUCCAGCAGCUGAGUCAGUGAGUCACCAUACCAGUAAUGAGGAGGAAGUCAUACCAGAGGAGAGAAGUCCUGCUCAACCCUGUACCCCUAUCCAGAGUAAGAUGUCAAACAGUGUAGAAAUGUGUCAAACUAAUGAGGUCUCCAGCACUGUACAGACACCCAUAGCUGAGAAGAGACAGGCUCAGAGAAAUCUGGACAAAGACUUCACAACUACCAAAGAGCAGCAGAAAAAUGUUUUGGAAAGCAGUUCUGAGUUGGAUUGCUUCAGCAUGUUGUUAAAUUCCUUGGCCAACAACAACAACAACAACCAAACCCCUCUGUUGGACCCUAAUGCAAUACAUGAUGUUCAGUCUGCCCUGUCCAGUAUACCCCCUACAGCAGAUGAAGCACAGAUUGAGCAAACUCUCCAAAGGUUUUUCAAAUCCUGUGAAGAGACCUGUUCUGAAUCUCAUGGGAUUGUCACCAAAGCAUUUGUCUCUGUUCUGAAGCAAAAUCUGGUUUUGCAAAAUGAACUUAAUAGUCUGAGGUCUGGUAUUGCUGAUCUAAAGGAAGAAAAGGGGAAACUGGAUGCUGCAACUCAAAGAUGCAGAGAGAUAACAAAGCAGAUGGAUGACAUAGAGGAAGUCCUCCUAUUAGAGUGUGAGGAGAGAUAAUCAUCAGAGGAGAGGAACCACUACAUCAGUGUUUCUCAAUGCUUAUAAACAUUUUUUUGAAAAUUCAUCUUACUAAUGUAGUCAUAUGUACCUUUGUGUCUUUUAAUCAAGUAAUAUUUGUUCGAUUUAACAGAAAAAUGAAUUCAGAGAAAUGUAGAACUGCAUAAAAAAUGUCAAUCCCUUGUAAAAUAUAUAACUCAGGCAAUUUCAAAAAACUGUGGUUGUGAUAUUAAGUUACAUUUUUUAAUCUGUGUGAUGUACUCGUUCUGCAGUUCAUGCAGCAUAUAUAACCAGUACAUGUGUAUAUAAAUUGUCCAAAAAAUUCAUUCUGUUUUUUAAUGCAGAAUUCAUAUGCCAGGUUUAUGAGAUUAGAUCAUUUUUCAUGUUUUGUUCUUUUGUACACCAAUAUGAAUGUGUUCUCAUCAUACAGGAUUGUGAACAUUCACUAAAAUGUGUUCCUUGUGACUUUUGUCCAAAUUUAUAUCACAGUAUUUACAUGUAUGCCGAAAAAUAAUAAUGCUCUGAAUAUUCAAACAAUCAUUUAUAUACCUGCAUGAAGGCUUUAUUAAUACACUGUAGACUAUAUAUUGUAAUUAUUGUUGCCAUUUUCUGUCGCAUUUUGAUUUGCUUUUUUUAUUAUUUGUAAUAUUUUUUGGAUGUAAUUUUCAUUUACCAGUGCAAGAAGCAGGGCAUUAUCAGUUACUUGUAUUUUUUAAUGUAUUGUUCAAUGUUUAUUAUGCCCCCCCCCCCCUUCGAAGAAGGGAGGGCAUAUUGCUUUGCUGCCGUCUGUCGGUCCAUUUAGUUUCCGUUCAUUUUCUUCACAACCGUUGCACAUACUGAAAUGAAAUUUGGUAUACAGGUAUACCGGAUGAAUAUCUAGGUCAAAUUCUGUUUUGGGUACGAUUGCACCAUUUUUGACAGAGUUAUGUGGCUUAUGCCCCUUGGACUUAAAAAAAUUCCACUUAUUUGCAGUUUCUGUUCAUUUUCUUCAGAGAGGUUGCACAUACUAAAAUGAAAUUUAGUAUACAGAUUUUUAAGAUGAAUAUCUAGGUCAAGUUCUGUUUUGGGUACGAUUGCACCAUUUUUGACAGAGUUAGGCCCCUUGGACUUAGAAAAAUUCCAAUUAUUUACAGUUUCCGUUCAUUUUCUUUGCAGAGGUUGCACAAACUGAAUUGAAAUUUAGUAUACAGAUUAAUCAGCUGAAUAUCUAGAUCAAGUUCUGUUUUGGGUACGAUUGCACCAUUUUUGACAGAGUUAUGCCCCUUUGGACGUGGAAAAAUUCAAAGGGGGGGGGGGCAUAAGUGUUUUACAAACAUCUCUUGUUAUUCUUGUGUUUUGGUCACAUCAUUAUAUUCAAGGGUUACUGCUUAUACAUGUAGUGCUUUUUAGUAGUGUUUCAGAAUUUGUGAUAUUAAAGUUGUAAGAAUAUGAUAAAGCAGUUCUUAAAAAUUAAAUAUAAAUGUGUUCUAUAAAGUCAUUAGUCAUAGUUCAAGAAAGAAUAUUUUCAAAUCAUUUAAACUCGGUCAGAUUUCAAGUAAAAAAAGAAAAUUCUUUUACCUGUAGCCACUAAAUUUUCAGUAAUAUAAACAAAAACUUGAAUUAUAUAUUUUGAAUGUUCUGUGGUAAAUAUCCCAAUCAUCUCUAAGUUUUCCUUGGACAUUCCUGUCUCAAUACCUUUGUAAAAACAAAUGUACAUUUUCUGCAACGAUUUAUAAGUCUUUGUGUGCUUUUUAUCGUCAUUACUACCCAUAUUGUACAAACCACAGACUUGGUUCUUGUGUCUGCUAGAAGCAAAAUGAUGAAGAAUGCAAAAGAACAGGCUAUUUUCUUCAAAGUUUUUAUAAAUAGUGCAAAGAUAUUGAGAGGUUGGAGAAUUUUGACCUCAGGAAUUUAAGUAUUCUGUAUGUAUUUUUUUUUUCAAUAUUUUUUCCAAAAUAUGCAUUUUCAGUUGCUCUUGCUUUAUCUUGUAUAUUAUAGUAGAGAAUACUUAAUAGGUCCUGCAGAAUGUAAAUACUAGUAGUAUGAACUGUUAUUUUCCAAUCAAGUGUAUCUCCAUUGAAAGUAGGAUGAUCUUAUUCCUCAAAUUUUCCGAUGUUGCAAGUUAUCAACAAACCUAUCUCACCCGAGCAAGGACAAUCAAAGUUUUACAAAGGAGUAUAUUGGAGAAAAUCUUUUAUAUUGUUCUCAAAAAUCAUAAAGAAAUAACAAUUAUUAUGCCCCCCUUCGAAGAAGGGAGGGCAUAUUGCUUUGCUGCUGUCUGUCGGUCCACUUAGUUUCCGUUCAUUUUCUUCGCAACCGUUGCACAUACUGAAAUGAAAUUUUGUAUACAGAUAUAUCACAUUAAUAUCUAGGUCCAGUUCGGUUUUAGGUAUGAUUGCACCAUUUUUGACAGAGUUAUGCCCCUUGGACUUAGAAAAAUUCCAAUUAUUUGCAGUUUCCGUUCAUUUUCUUUACAACCGUUGCACAUGCUGAGAUGAAAUUUAGUAUACAGAUUUAUCAGAUGAAUAUCUAGGUCAAAUUCUGUUUUGGGUACAAUCGUGCCAUUUUUGACAGAGAUUUGCCCCUUGGACUUGGAAAAAUUCCAAUUUGGGGAGAGGGGGGCACAAGUGUUUUACAAACAUCUCUUGUUCAUAUUGAUACAGAAGCAUCCCUAGAUUGUGUAGAUUUUAAUUGUUUAAGACACAUGGGGUGGGACCAGAAUGGACAGUCAGAUAUAAAUAUAUAUAAAUGGGGUUUAAUUUUUACCGUUUUUGUGGCAUAAAUUCAUGACAUUCACAAAAUGUAAAUUUUCAAAUGUUCUUUCACUACAAAAUCAAAUUUCAAAGAACCCUCCAUUAAAAGCAUUGUUUCAUGAGAA